Molecule: messenger RNA, 1401 nt
Organism: Fomitiporia mediterranea MF3/22
Lineage: Eukaryota; Fungi; Basidiomycota; Agaricomycetes; Hymenochaetales; Hymenochaetaceae
Exons: 1
Coding region: 1-1401 (466 amino acids)
Source: RefSeq, a predicted model, not a curated record
AUGCAUUCUCUCAGUCGCUCCAGUUCAGACUCUCACCUUCUUUCGUCAGCACCGUCUGUUUACACUACAACUAUCAACAUCGCAACAGAUGAUGUCUCCGCUCUCUUGUCCCAUAUCGCUGAUCUCGAGGCCGAACUUGAUCAGAUUUCCUCCUCACAUCCAGUAUCGAAUCGCGGUGAAUAUCCUUGUGGAUCCCCGGGAGACGCAACUGAGUUUUGCUCUGAAGACCUUGUCAAGACCAGACUCGUCGGCAUCCUGUUCUCCCUUCCUCUCAUGCAAGUCGUUAUCAAUACCACCAAGACGUUCGUUGAAUCAGGCCUCGUGGUAGGCCUCGAAGACGAGCUCAUCUCCGUCAUUCAAGAAGCCGCACGCGAUAUCUCCGGCCCCUGGUCAAACGUAUUCCCUAAGCCACCACCAAUCACUGGUCCUCGCACGCCUGAACAAUACCUCUGUAUGGUCGACAUAGCACUUUCUGCUCGGAAGGAGGCAAAGCGCGUAAAGAAGAUAGCUAAGUACUGGAAACGUCUUGCUCUUCAGGCUACCAGUUCUUCUGAGGAUGACGGAGAUGAUGUCGGCCCUUUGACUCCUAGUCCCUCGGAUAUCUCUGACACUGGGAUUUCUGAUUUAUUUUCUUCUGUACGUAAGGAUCGGGUGCAAGAACUUAUUGAGAGGCGUAGGUGUGCUGUUGAAGAGCUUUUGUCAGCUCCACUUGCCUCUGAUGCGGUACUGGGGGACUGGGAUACUGUCGCUCAUGCUCGUCUACUCCAGGCCGUUGACUCAGAUGAUUCCUCAGCUGAAUCGGACAGUCCUAGGUCUUCCUUUGAUAUACACAACAUAUCGGCUACGUCGCUGGCCACUCCUACUUCUAUGCUCGAAAAAGGGAGUGAACAAGACCGAACACUCGUGGAGUCAAUAGAAACGGCGUUAGGACUCCACACAAAAACGGAAACCUUCAUACCAUCUCCAGGUAAGCCCGCCAAUGCCAGCGAUCGCUCUUCCCUUCCAUCAACUCCAGUUCAUCGCAUCCCCUCCAACUCUCUGGCAAUGACACAAAGCAAAUACAAGACGGAGCAACCACUUCGUUGUGAAACUCCAGGCGCGUCAGUCCGUUCAAGGCACCUUGCAUACGAAUCCAUCACCUCAAACAAAUCUGCGUUCACAAGCUCCCUGCCGACACCUAUUCACAGAAGCCCACAGCCUCGUAAAGCAUCAGCUACAACUCCCCCUUCAUCUUCGCCUCGCAGCAAAAUUGUUACUGUGUCACCGAAAAGUCCUCUUCCAAAUAAAGCGUGUCAAUCGAAGCUGCCCGCCGUUCAACGUCUCCGACCAGAGAUGGGUAAAUUAGUUCUAAGCGGGAAACGUAGCGUCGGUGCUUCUAAUUCAGGGCGGGCUCACAUUUAG